This is a messenger RNA of Schistosoma bovis, 1148 nucleotides long. The record is from the annotation of a GenBank genome assembly. NCBI's taxonomy places the organism in Eukaryota, Metazoa, Platyhelminthes, Trematoda, Strigeidida, Schistosomatidae.
UUUUAAAUAGUGCGGGUAAGGUAUUUUUGGCAUAUAUUGAUAAACGCACUCAAAUGAAAUUUAAGACGUCAAAUGUUUUUCAUACAGAAUUGAAAAAUUAAAUUACUGUUGCCUUCACUAGGUGGAACUUGAGUAUGUUUUGCUGCGUCAUAAAUUAGGUCAGUUACACGUUCGGCGUGUCGAGUUCGAGGAUAAGGAUGGCUAGACAUAUGUCUCAUGGGAUUUUUGUUGUUCUCGAAGGAGCAGAUCGUGUGGGAAAAACAACACAAGCAUUACUUCUAGCUAAAGCUUUGUCGGAAAUCACACAUAAAGAGACUCUGUCUGUGAAAUUCCCGGAUCGUGAUACUCCUCUGGGACGUCAACUAGAUUCGUAUUUAAGUGGGAAUGGUGAUAUUAAUAAACAUGCAUUACACUUAUUGUUCACUGCAAAUAGAUGGGAAAGGCAGUCUGAAAUCCGGAAGGCCAUUUCUAAUGGAAUACCUGUUGUAGCAGACAGAUAUAUAUAUUCUGGGAUCGCUUAUACAGCUGCUAAAUCUCCACCGACUCCAAACUGGGAAUGGUGUUGGGAAAUGGAAAAAGGUCUUGUAGAACCUGACUUAGUGAUAUGUUUAACACCAGGAAAUCUAGACGAAUUAAGUUCUAGGAAUGGUUAUGGAAAUGAGCGGUAUGAGAAUGAUGAUUUUCAAAAGCGUGUUCUGGAGAAUUAUGUCCGGAUUUCCAAAGAUGUUGAAUUAGAUAAUAAAGAUAAUAAUGAUGAAAAUGAUUCAGUUGGACUUUGGCAUUUCAUUCAAGCAACAGAUAAAACUAUCGAAGAAGUGCAUAAAUGUAUUAUGGUACUCGUUAAAUCUAAAUUGGAAUCGAUCAUUGGCCCAGAAAUUCAUGAAUGUACAAAUAAAAAAGAUUAAUAAAUGCCAUUACUAUGAAUUGAAAAUUGAAUUUGUUAUUGCUUAUUUAUGGUAUCACUAUUUUUCAUAGAAAAGGCUUUUCAAGUUGUGUUCACAUUGAUCAAUACAAUUGUGUAAAUCAACCCAGUCCAUUCUUUUGCUAUAGUAAUAGUCAUUCGUUAGCACAAUUGUAACAAGAUCAUAAGCUGUUUUGUCAUGUAAAUUUCAUUCCCUGGGACGUGAUGGAUUAAAUACACUUUAAAC